GGGAUAAACUGUUGUGAAGUUGAGUGUCCAACAUGCAGAAUUGUAACUGUGCUCAGAGGAGGCAUCUGUAUGACUACGUAGCUCAUCCUUCUCUUCGGUCAUUUCCCAAACGCAGUGGCAGUGUCCAGACUCUGACCACCCGGUAACAACCCCGCCCCCCCUUUACCGUCUGCGCAAGAAGGAACUGCGCGUCCUGCUAGGCCCAGCCGACCGCAUCGACAAGCGCCACACCGCCGGCGGCGGGAUUGACCAGAGCCAUGGGCAAGCAGAACAGCAAGCUGAAGCCCGAGGUCCUGGAAGACCUCCGGCAGAACACCGAGUUCUCGGACGCCGAGAUCCAGGAGUGGUACAAGGGCUUCCUCAAGGACUGCCCUAGUGGCCACCUCUCUAUUGAGGAGUUCAAAAAGAUCUACGGCAACUUCUUCCCCUAUGGGGACGCGUCCAAGUUCGCCGAGCACGUGUUCCGCACUUUUGACGCCAACGGGGACGGCACCAUCGACUUUCGCGAGUUCCUGUGCGCGCUGAGCGUGACGUCGCGUGGCCGCCUUGAGCAGAAGCUCAAGUGGGCCUUCAGCAUGUACGACCUGGACGGCAACGGCUACAUCUCGCGCCAGGAGAUGCUUGAGAUAGUCACGGCCAUUUACAAGAUGGUGGGGUCUGUGAUGAAGAUGCCAGAGGAUGAGUCCACGCCCGAGAAGCGCACCGACAAGAUCUUCCGGCAGAUGGACAAGAACAUGGACGGCAAACUCUCGCUGGAGGAGUUUAUUGAGGGCGCCAAAAGUGAUCCCCUCGAUUGUGCGGCUACUCCAGUGCGACCCCCAGUCCUCCCACUGAUCACAGCGGCCACUGCCUCCCGUUGCCGCUGCCACUCCUCCACCUCCUUCGCGCUGCCCGGCCCACUCACCGGUGCAUCAAGCCGCCAACGCCGCUGUUUAUCUAUGCUCCCGCCAGGCCAGCCAAUCACGAGCGAGCACGAAAGCUGUCUCUUUCUAUUCGGCGUUUUACCGGGGAACUCGCAUCCUGCACGCUUUUCUCUGCCCCCUGUCUCCUCUUUCUCGCUUGUCGUCUAUGUCUGCCACACUUUCUCGAGCUUUGUGGCAAAAGGUCGUUGCCAGAUGGAACUGCGUCUUUGACAAAUUUUGACUGUAUGUCUGCAGAACUGGAUGGCCCGUUUCAUUUCAUUUGUUUCAUCCUUGAUUGCCGGAAGGCUUGAAGUACAUUUGCCAGAAGGUUUAACUCAAUCACUGUAGAAACAGUGGCUUCAAUUUAGCAAGCUUGGUCUGCAUGGAGCAAAAUAUUGAAUGCUGUGAAAGGAAGAUGCACCAAAACUGGCAUUGAAAAGGCACCCCCGCCAGAAAGCUCGAACAGCCUCUGCAGGAGUGUUUAUGUGGGUAUACACAUAUUUGUUGUUAGCUUGGCAUUCAUGUUUCAUCCAAUGACAUUGAGGCCAUGUGCAUAAUCUGAUAAUCUAUAUUGAAUUAAUUCUUCGACUACAAUCAUUUCAAGCUCAGCUGUUUAUUUGGAGUUACACAAGUGAACGAGCCAAUGUGUGGUCAUCCCUAACUGUGGCUUGUUGAGAACCGCUAUAAUGUUUCACUAAUGCAAUACAUUUUCUACGGUUGCAAGGUUUUGGAUGUAUCUGCUGUCUUCGAACAUUUAGAAAAUGAUGAUUUGAAAGAUGAAAGUAGGAAGGACCAUAGAAGAGUGACAAAGAAUUCAUUGGGAUUUUUUGUAACCACCUUCAUUUAUGUGCAGAUGAUGCAAAUGCAGUGCAACUGGGUAAAGAGUAAACAACUUAAUGUUGUGAAAUUGCAGGGGAUUGCAAUUACAGGCAGCCUGACCGACUUCAUAGAAGCCACUAUAAUGUAGCACUAGCCCUAUGGGAAGCCGCGUCUGUGCACAUUGCAUGAUUGUUUUCAGUGCUCCGCGUGGUGUUUCAACAUUAUUCUAGUACUGAUUUUGAUGAUCAGCAGCAGUGAAUGUGCUGCAUUGACAUAGUCCUAGCCACUGUGUUCAUCAGUGGACUGCGAAAACACUUGUGUGAUGUUGCAUGAAAGUUAUUCGAAACUGCCGUAUUUUCUCGCAUAAUAGGUGCACCCCGAACUUGGCCGUGAUCAGUAGUUCUGUACCGUAUAUGUUCGAGCUUGUUCACCACACAGUAGUUUGCUUUGCAAUGUGGAAUCAUUGCAAGAAUGGUCACGCCAGUGGAUGUGCUCUUCUCGCUUGCACCAGUGUACCACAGGUGUGCCACCAGUGGUACAUCAGAUUAGCAUGUGGCUACCACACCAAUAGCAUUGCUAUUGCACCAGCGUGUACCAGUUGUUGUGGAGGGCAGUUUGAUUCAUUCUGAUGCGUUGAUUCGGUCGCAAGGACGGUCUGUAUAUAAAGUUGUAUUGCUUUGUGAGACGGUUUUACGGCUAGCCUCCCUAGCAAUGACUUCAAUGUUAUCUUCAAAUCACAUUAGAGAAUGUGCACUGUUAAGUGAAAAAUCAAAGUGCUUCAACCUAUGAAGUCUGUUCUGCUGAUGUGUGUGGCUUGAGUUUUUUUUUUAAUUUUAUUAAUGCAUAGCUGGUUAAGAAUAAAUGAGGCUUACACAAGUUGUUGCUUUGAUGUGGGGAUAAGGCUUUCAAAUUCUUGCUUAAAGUUAUUGGUUCCUCAAAGAAUGGCCCUUUCAUAAGCAGUAUGCAGGACGAGUCGUGACUUGACAAUUUUAUGGCCAUUGGCUUUUUGUGUUGUGCUCCUGUACUUUCUAUUCUGAGCACCAUAACAGGAUGUCUUUGCGCUGCACUGUCCAGGGUUCUUGACAGCAGAAUCACUGAAUGCGCCCACAUGCUGGCACUGUUGAGGUUGCUAAAUCGCACAAAACCCGCGGGCUGAGAAAUAUAAAAUAAGCUCUAGUGAGAGGCAUGUCUCGAAGCUUGUACAACUUGAAAAGACAAAAAGAAAAAGCUGAUACUUUUUUAAAGCUUUCACACAUUCAGUGGCUACGUGAGCCUUUGCAAGCGUUUGCACUACCAAUUUUAGUCCUCGCUUCAUGCAUUUUUGUUUUGAUUGCAUGCUUCAGUGGCCAGUAAUGCUUUUUUAACACCGUUCGAUCCAGCUUUGCGAGUUUCAGGAGAAUGCUCAUUGUGCAGACUGGUAGACUGCAGUGGUGUCCUUAGUCAUUAGUGCUUGCCAACUCAUUUGAGGUUGGGCAAGAGCUGUGGCCGUACGGCUGUACUCAGAAUUUUUCGCCUGCGAAUGCAGAAGUACUGUCACUAGCUGCAGUACCGCUGCGAUCGAACUACUCAACCACCGAAAACUUUCGGUCUCUUUCGUACACGAUUUUCUGGGCAUCUGCGUGACUGCAAUGCCGUGAAGACAUUACUAGUGCGUAACGUUUCGCUUCUACUUGUUACGUUGAAGUGACCACUGUUGAAGCUGGGGGUGUCGUUCCUGGACAUCUUCCGUUUGAUGCAGAAGUGACGGUUUUUGAGGCUUGUAUUUUAAUUUACGGAUGUUUUAUUUUUUAACAUUGCACUACUCGUUACGCCGAAGUGACCGCUAUUGAAGCUGGGAGUGUUGUUCAUGGACAUCUUCCGUUUGAUGCAGAAGUGACGGUUUUCGAGGCUUGUAUUGUCGUUUAUGGACAUUUUAUUUCUUAACAUUGCAUUUGUCUGUCGGGUCGUGAACUUCUUGAAUGUUGUUUUCGGUGCUCCAAAAAGACGUCUGCCAUGAAUGUUUAAAAAAUGCACAACUAUUGAAGGUUUGUGCAUUUGCCAUUUCUUUAUUGCUUCAAUUUGUUUUGCUCAAAUAAUUAGUUAACUCUGCUGGCAUUUUACUUGGGCUUUCAACAGAUUGGGUACUGAGAAUAUCUUAAGCAUCAUCUGGCAGCAAAGCAUGCAAGGCCACACAAUCAUCGUCGCUCAUUCCCUGCCCAGGUCGAUGCCCAAUACCGCUAUUUGGAAGUCACAUUUCAGUGAAUAUUGCAUCCGUAUUCUUUGACUUUUUCUCAUUUUUAUUUGAUUGUUCCUGUGCAUUUGAAACCUCCUUUUAUUCUAUUGUAUAUCUCAUUCAUCUUUUGAUAUAGCACUGACAAAUGAUAAUGUUUCUGAUGAAUUUAUAUUUUUGAUGCAGUAGCAUCAAUAACUUGAAUUGAUAUGUUUUGAAUCAGUAGCACAAACACUUAUAUGAACUUAUGCAAAGCACAUGCAAAAAAAAAAACUAAGAUUCAUUACGUAAACAGGUACAUUAUUAAAAUUAGGAUAAACUUUUACUAUAAUAAACAUAAAACAAAUGUGAAUGCUUAGUUUUAAAUUUCGUCUCGCCUGUCGUGCAAAGAACUGAAUAUGAAUAGACUUGAGAAUGGCACGCACUUCUGUAUGUCAAGUUUUCUUUCUUGCGUAUUUUAGUAGAGUUUGCUCAGUUUUAUUGAGGUGUGUUAAUGAGAGACUUCUAAGGGUGUUUGGUUAUGGUGAAAACGGUCGCUGUCAACUGUCCCAUGCAGUUCAAUAUUGUGCCAGUGUCUACUUAGUAAGGCCCUUCUUUCACUGCAGCAACUUUUUUUAGCUUAUGACGGGCGUAUAGAAAAAUCCUUGCCCUUCCAAUUCCUCACCUGCUUUCAUCUUUCCCGGUGAUUUUUUGUACGCCUUAGGCGGGAUGCCCGGUGGCUGUAGCUGCAAAUGGUGCUUUCGCAAAGUCUAUAGAAAAUUCGUGGCUUGGAGAAAGUCACAGAAAGGCCGUCAUGGAGUGGCAUCAAUCUCAAGGUCGUUCGCGCCGAUGGCGCCUUUCCCGUUGGCUCGGUGUAGCAACACAGGCUCUGCAGUGCUCGCUAUGAGGCUUUGUACAGCGUCGGCGACGGGGUCUGGAGACUAGAGAAUGAAGCACGUUGCCCAGUUAUGCAAACGUCACUCUGGUCUGGAUGAACUAAGGUCUAGGGCUUAGGUCUAACAUUGAAAGGAAAGACAAGAAGUCGGAGCCAGGCAUUGCUCAAAGGUGUCACAAUGCAGGCGGGCAGCAGAACAAGGCAUCAGCAAACAAAGUGCAACGGCACUGUACUGCUGCGUUUUUUUUAAACACGGUGAGACUGUUAAAAUUUUUUUUGCCUUGCGGACUGCAUGUAUAAAAUAACGCAUUUAUGGAGUGAAAACAGCCAGCUGGAAAAGUGUGCGCUCUUUCUGCGUAACUGUGUGAUAACCUCUGAAAGGACACUCCUUGGUGUCGUAAUGUUUUUGCGCACAGGUGCCGCCCUCCGUUGCUAGUGGCGCCAGCUUGUGAGCUACAGCUGCUUCACCGGAAGUUCACGUUGAGUGGCUAGUCUUGACAGCUUUUUCCUGCGCCUUUCUCUUGUUUUACGUCAGGUUAGCCGGUCACCUGGACAUGUUGGAUUAUGCGCAGAUACCGCUGUCUCUUGGUGGCUGUUCCACGAGUUGACGCUUCCGGUUCUCUUUCUUUUUUAUCUAGAAACCACAUGUCGUAUGAUUACUCUUGCACCACAUUCAAGAAGUCUUUCGCGUCGUUGUCAUGCUUGAGAAGAAGCAUUCAAAUUGUAAUUCAUGGGUCCUGGGAGUGUACUUCUAACAUUAGCAGAGUGUCAUCCUGCGACGCCUUGCAUUAGUAUUGUCCGCAAGUCGUUCAUCAAGUGGUUCCUUUCCAACGCAACUUGCAUGGUCACCAGCAGUCUUUCUUUCUCCUUUCAUUUCACUUUGGGGGUAGGAAUGAAAGCCAGCCGAUGUACCGGCUGUGGCAUGCAACCCGAUGGGUUGGUCCAUGUUACGCACUCGGUAGACAAGCUUUUCACUAUCCUCAAAUACACCCCAUUUUCGAGUCAGCUUUAAACUCUGCGUGCCAUAUUGCAGCCUCUCAAGUGAAUUUGCAACAUUUUUCGCUGUCUUCUUGUCAUACGUGACAGUCGUUUGUGUAAUUAUGUUUUGUAUCGAAUAGCUUUUGUGCAACUCUGAAGACGUUUUGCUGUCUUCUCUCAUUCAGUUCCCUUUAGACCGAAGGUGUCACCGAAUCUCGCAUGUCUAUCAUCUUUGCGAAAGGGAGCGCCGAAGCUUGAAGUGGGUGCUGGUGCUUUUGGUUUUUUGUGUAUUUUCUCUCUGCUUGCGACUGCUGCACCUUCAUUACGAUAAGCUAAUAUUUCCCAAUUGUUUUCACCUUUGCGGCGUUUAUGGUACACAUUUCCCCCCAUACUCUUUCGAGGGUUUUUAUACUCAAGUUGCUGCAUGGCUUUUUUACAUUUAUUACACUCGUCCGCUACACCAAGCCACUUUGAAUGCCGACAUUAUCAACAUUGUGUAAGGUUGCUUUUGCGAACACUUGUAGUGCAAGCGCACUUGUAAAGGCCUGCUCCUGCGCGUGAGAUUCCGGUUUGCUGCCGGGAUGGCCACCUUGUGUUACUCCCGCUUCGGACUUCCUAUAACGUUCCUAGUGUGGAGUGAUGUGCGCGAAACGUUUGGUGGUUUCUCUCUUUUUGUCAUGCCCAUUUGUGUUGUGCUAUCUCCCGGAAUAUGCACCAGUGCUUUUGUAGCUAGCAAACGUGUCAUAUCUUGAUUAUGAAAAAUUUCCUUGUAAACACUCGCUGUUCAGUGAUAUGAAAACUUGCGCUUUGCUUCGUGUUGUGUUCACAUAUUCACUGCACAUUCCUGCAAUCGUGCUGCUGUUGACAUAAAAAGCUAAACUGAAAACUGUUUCUUGGUGGGCACAACUUGGUUCCCCCUGUGACAUAGUGGUUGAUCAAAAAGGCGAUGAGAAACCAGCGCAGUUAAUUGCUGCUCACCUCUGGAGUCCUCCGUUGUAGUUUGUCCCAACAAGGUGCAGGCGUCAAGCACGAACAAGUUCUGCUUCAGUUUGCAUAGCAAGCGUUCACAGCAUGUACCAAUGAGUGUUGCAAGCCGACUUAUUCGGAAAGCACUUAAGAACUGCCCCUGCUGCACGGCAAGCUAGAUGAGACCCAAAUGUACAUGGGCAACAGGGUUAACAUUCUCAUUCAAUGGGCAAUAAUGCUGUUCCGAUUUCCGAUGAUUGUGAACUCUCCCACUGAUUGUUUGGGACGAUUCUAUUUAACUUUGCAUUCUGUACUAAACUUUUGCAGCUUAUUUUAGUCUUGACAUAUUGAGACACAGCUUGUGUCCUUGAUGUGGGUCAUCACAAAGACAUUGGUGGUUGGACAGUUUUUGGAUCUGUAACAGUUCAUGAGCAGCACUUAAUGAGUAAGCAGCUUGGAUUCAUAAAAUUAUUAGCUUUAAGUAUAAUUUGUGUUGGUAUGACAUUGGUUUUGACAACUAGUUUUGGUCAAGCGUAUCAUGUGACCCUAUUUCAGAGGAGGGACUUCGCAUAGUCACGUUGACGCUGACUACACAUACAAGCUUUGCUAGGCUGUCUAUUUGCCAGAUGAUGGAGCUGGACUCUCCUAGUUGGAAAACCAUGCCGGACUAUGCGAAAACUCUGCGGACAUAAUGGUUGCAGAACAGUCGCACAAACGUGGUUAAUGCCAUUAAGUGUGACUUCGACAUUGAUUCACAACGGAAGCAUGAUUACUGCAUCCGCAUGUCUCAGCCGAGGGUUGAUGCCAAUCAAACAGUAUUUUCCGCUGUCUUCCUGCCUGGCUACACUUCCAGUGCACCAUGGCACUGCACUUCUGUUUUCUCUCGUCUGGCUCGUAAGAUAUUUGAGUUGUACUACUGCGCUUGCUUAUUUAUUUCGAACAUGGGUGACUGCAACUUUGAAAUGGGAAUGUUUCGCUUUCUCACUUGUCCUUUUGAACGUGAAAGGUUGUGAAGUGCUUGUUCAGCUUGGCUGUAACCACUGUGUGAUUGAGUGAAAGGCAAAAUGCACCGACUUUCAAACCACAGCUACACAAUAUGCAGAAUGUGGAGUGAGUAUUUGUGGGCAAACAGGCACAUCUUUCAAUCCUUGAGGUCGCUAGCUUUAGUCUUCUCCAAAACGCAAGAGAGAAACUUCUGCAUUUUAGCACGGCGAGAGCUUUUCAUCGUUCUCCGACCAAGAAGGUGUGCAUGGUUCGUGGACGGUGAAAAUUUUGUGUUGUGGGAGAAAUGAACACUUUGGAUCCGCUACUAUGUGUGUUGUAGUUUGAAAUUUCGUGGUUCAUCUUUUUCCCUCUUUCAUUUAGCGCUAACAGAGACAUUUUGGUUUCUAUCCUCAGUGUACACUGCAUGAAAAUUUUGCUUCUGUCGAGCUUAUUAACCUAUCGAAAGUUUUAAACAUUGAAGAUCACCUUAAGAAUCUGCUGCAGACAUUCAGGUACAUGCUCAUGCGUGUACCUUUGCGACUUUAAGAAGUAAUGUCGGGUACUUGGCAUGAAAAUCUCGAUAUGGGCGAACUCAGGUGAAUGUGGUUAGAAAAAAAAUGUAAGGAGGGUAAGCAACCACGGCAAUGCGACAUGCUAUCUGUAUAAACCCCCUUGCCACUGUGGUGGCCGUGUCCAUCUAGCAUCUCGGAAACGCCGAGAAGGAAUGUAGAUGCCUGUCUUUCCAGGCGAGCUGUCGUCACUUCUGCAGAUCGCUUUGCGUCGUGCAGGGCUUGUACCAAACGCCUCUCACUCUUGUGGUUGGUGCUAGCAUGGUGGAUAAAAGAAAAAUCUAUCUCGACGUUGUAAUCGGUAGGUGGUAGGCAAAGGUUUUAGGCUGGUCUCUUUGACUCUCACUUCUGCGGCCCCCAUGGUGUUUAUGCCAAAAUGCAUAAGAUGCUGAUACGGUUACCCUUUAUGGGAAAGGUAGAAAUUGCUGUUACGUUCUGGUUUUAUGGCAGUGGUGUGGUAGAGCUGUAGGAGUUAGUGCCUGUAUAUAUACAUACAUGUAUAUAUACACAGGGGCAUAUAUCUACAUGUUCAUAUGUGUGUGUAUUAUGAACAAUCAGACACUUUUUAAAAGGGACAUUUUAUUGCUAGCAUGUUUUGGAUGAUGGUUGCGCUGUGGAGAAGGGGGGGCUAGUAGUGAAGAGGUGGAGGAGAAAAGGAAAGAAUUAGGAGAGGUAGUAAAACAUCACUGUUUAGCGUAAGUGGUGAUGUCAUCACUCUCUGGUCAUGAGCAAGAGGUGGUUCUUCCUGAAAUUGAAAGAAUGGCAAUAUUCUGCAGCCCUCGAGGGAAAGCUUCACUCGUACUGAUUUUUAUUGCGACGCACGGCAUGACAAUGUACAUCAUGGUGACUGUUUCAAGCAGCAUCUUCUGGAUUUCGGUGUGAGUCAUCAUUGUGGCUGUGUCGUUUUAAGUUUCUCUGUUAUUUGGAUGUCUAGACGUAAAAUAGAGCAGUACUGGAUUAAGCUUGUCCGCUACAGUAGACUGUAUAGUUACGAGCUCUGUAGGCGUACUUUAUCGUAAAAUGGGUAUACCGCUCAAAGACCAAACUGUGAACAGCUCACUUUGGGGGGUAAAUGGUAAACGAAAAAGAAAAUGGAGUGGUCAGAUGGAGACAACGGAAGGGGAACAGAUGGGAAAAUCGUCUGUUUUCUCUCAUGCGUCAUCUGUCGUUCACACUGUUUUGCUUUUGUAUUAUGUGCUGUAUUUACAAACUCAUCCACUUGUGGUAGUUUUCACAGGCGCUGUGAUUAAGUUGCCAGCCUUGAGUGUCGUGGCAAUACGUGUGGUUGACAUUUCACUCUCGUAUUCACAUUAGAACAGCAUGGAACGUUCACAUGGUAUUCGAAAUAUUGCUCAGACUCAUUUGACACUUGUAGCCUACGCAUUGCACAAGCUAAAUACAAAUAAAAGGAGUGCUUCAAGUGCAGGUGCUGAGAAUGUCGCACACAAAUUCAUUUCACAGCUUCAUCCCUCCGAUAAGUGUCCGAUCGAGCUGAAAGUUUGAUGUAAUGUACGAUUCAAUUGGUCGCUGUUUGUGCAGACUCGACCGGAGUGCACAUUCACCUUCAAAGAGAAACCUUGUUUUCUUUUAUGUGUGCAUGUGAUGCAAGAUGCCCUGGUGAUAUAAAUGUCGUGUCCUACUAUUUACUGGCUACAACAAAAAUGUCUCGAUGAUUGCCAUGAAGUGAUUUUUUUCUAAUGUGGGUGCAAACAAUAGGCUAUAGCUUGUGCUGAUGUUAUGAAACACUUGGCUUUUUCUCUCUCUCUUGUUUACAUAACAAUGGGCGCUAUGCAUCUUGACACUACACGACGUAUCAUUCAUGGCUGCAGUGAUGUGAAUGCAGAGAAAUACAUGGUGCUUUUCUGCUUGGCACAAUUAUCUCGUGAUCUGUACUUUGAUGCCGAGUUCUUGUGGUGGGCUGUAUGAUUCCUUCUACAGGCUGUUGAUGAAAAGGGAGUGCCCAAAAGGCGAAACACCUUUGUUGUUACCAGUCAUCUCAAGAUUGUCAAAACUAGCACAGGAGUAGAGAGCUCACGAUUCUUGUGCUAUGUUGAUCUUGUCAUGGUGCUAACACACACACACACGCAUAAAGAAAAUUUGUCCCCUUCGAGCUGCAGUAUUGUAAAAGCAGCAGUUUGGCGCCCUGCAACGUGUGCACUUCAUUUGAAGGUUGAGGUGCUAUUUGAAGUUAUGAUGUGGAACUUCGUUAGAAGGUUGAUGUGGAAUGAAAUGGCCAGGAGUCCUUGUGCUAGUCCCGGAUGAGCAUUUGUGAACAGCAUUUUCAGGCGUUUCUAUGUGUCCAUUUUUUCAGCAUUCUUGCUACUGCACGCUCGUCUUUAGCGAAAACAGGAAAUCAACGGUGUAACUCUUCUUCCUUCAAAUUGCUUGAUUUGCGUAAAAUAAGUGCUUUUUCAUUAAAAUAGUUUGUCAGAGGGAAAUAUGAGUAGGUAUAACGAGGCUUGCCUGCUUGAUUGCUCCUAGAUGAAUAGCAACUACUCACUUAGGGGAAUUGGCAUUGGUGUAGUUUGCCUACUUUAUGUUGCUUAUACCACUUUGGAGGAUUUGCCAAGAGUUAGGUGAUUUUAUAAAUUUAUAUAAAUGCAACAGUAAUUAUGUUUGCUAAGUGCCGUCUUUUUCGUCGACUACUCAUGCAAGCGUUUUACUUGUUUCCUGAGUGAAAGCUCUGAAGUAGGAAGUGGCUUGUGUAUUUUGUAAAGUAAGAACUUGAAGGAUGAAACGAAAGAAGAGAAAACACAUUCAGCAGCACCAAAAUGGAAAUACAUGUGACAUUCACUACCAUACAGGACUCGGCAGAAGCACAGGUGUAGCUUUUGUGCUCUCAAUUGUGUUCUCAAUAAGAAAAAAAGCAGUGCCCAUUCUUUAGACAGUUGCAGCUGCUCGCUGUACACAUGUCAACUACUCUGUCACACUACUGUGUAUGUGCUUCAUACUUUGCUGUGGCCUCUGACAGUCUUUAUUGCAGUAUAGUUUACAGGUAGGUAUACAGGGCAAUACUUUUGUGGUUGUAGUUGUGCAACUGAAAAAUUUCAGGAAUACAGGAACUUAUGGGAACAAGCGUAUUGACCCAGUGGUAUUGCGUUAUAUUCACUUCGAAUCCCUGUUACACAUCACAAAGUUCAGAACUUUCAUUGGAUGUUGCAACUUGUCUUUACCAUGCAUGGAGCAUGUUUAGCGUCGCAUAAGAGCUGUUACUAGUCACGGAGAAGAAGUUCAUCGGUGUUUCAGUGCUGUUUCAUUGUGGAAAUUCUCAGGCAUAGUGACUGCUAUUAAAAGCAUUUUACUGCUCUUGUGCAAUUUUGUGCCUAGCAAAUGCAAGGACAUGAUCCAGGCAUUGUUUAUGGCACUUUGGUUAAUUGGAGCGCACUUUGUAUACAGUUUGAAAUUUAAUGCAGCAUCCACUGAUGUCUUAAACAGGACUUCUUCUGGUGUGUGAGCUCUGUAACAACACUCUUGUGGGAAGAGGUGAAAGCAUUAAAGAUUGUUAAUCUGUGUAGAACAGUUGAGCCCAAGUUCAACUGUAGUAGACAAGUUCUUACACGGGUGCUCGUAAAACAUUGUUUUACACUCCACUAAUCUGUCUUCGCCAUGCAUGCCAAAAGUAAAGUUGACGAAGUGCUGUUUUUUUCAUACCAGCCAAUGUUGAUUUUUCAUGCACGUUGUCAUCUUGACUAGCUUUCUUUCUUGCUGAAUGUUGUUUGGAUUCAUGGAAGCAAGUCGGCAGUCUCUGUUGGUGUAUGUUGCCUUCUUUAUUAAAUCAUCUUCUUUUUGACCGGUAAAAAGGGUGACUUAGAAGAGGGCCGCCUUGUUUACUGGUCUAUAGUGGAAGCAUUACUGAUGCGUGCAUGAAGUCAAGGUGUGAAACACGAGCGUGAUCAUUGUUUUAGGUGGCACCCUUCCUUUAGAGGCAGCAGAUUUCGAAACUUGCUCGCUGCGCGCUUAGCACUCCAAUUUCAAAACCCUUUGUAGCCUGGAAAGUUCCUCAGGACUGUAGGCGUGUAGACAACUUGUAGAGCCGAGGUCUUGCUCACUUCAUUCGUGCUAAAAGAAGUGUAUGUACAGGAACUUCAACUUUAUUGUCCGUUGCUAGAUUGAAGAGCAUUCUGUCAUGACCUAACAUCAAUCUGUUAAUGUUGAGAAGUCGGCAGACUGUAGAAUUUCAGAAUUAAGUUACUACUUUUUAGAAGAAGGUGUAACUAGUACUAGAAUCGCAAGCAGUGUAAAUAGGAAUUGGGCAACUAGCCACCUCCUAGUUAACCAGCUAAUCAUUAAGUAUGAGUGCAAUAUUGGCUUUAGCGACAUUUCUGCAGGUGGAAGGCAACAACUGAUUACCACGUCGAACUGGAAAACUUAAUUUUUAAAGAGAACUGUAGAAGUCGACCCUUAAAUUCAAGCAGCUGUUUACUCUGUUAAAAUUUACAAAAAAAGAUUUAAGCCGUGCAGUUCUGACUGACUUACUGUCAGUUCAGCAGAUGUACUAAACCGUCUUAGCUUCUGCUUUAUACAAAAUUUAACGUAUAGCUCUACAUUGACUCAGGGUCAAUUAUACAAACGCAAAGACACCUUGUAGCCUUGUAUUUAAAAGGCAACUUUGCACCAUGAUUGUGAGCUUCCUGCACUGUACUUUCAAUUAUUAAAUCUUCUUUGAUUGAAUAUCUACUGCAUCCUAUUGACUCGUAAAAACAUUUGAUCGUAUACAGUGACGUGCUUGUUUCUCAAGCCGUUUUCAAGCAAUACCUAUCUUUAUUUAAAUAAAUGUGUGCUAUAGAUGGGCGGUUUGUAACGUUGAAAAUCGAGAGAUGUGCAUAAGAAUCUGAACUUAAUUGAAGUAGCUGAUGCUUCAGGUUUCCUAGCAUCGCGAAUAUCUACUGGAAAGCAGAACCUUCUGUCAACAGUUGCCCUACAGACGGCUUCUUUGAGGUCGCAAGCCUGUAUUAGGUUUUCACAUUAAAGGGGAGAUGAGACUGUGGUGUCGCUUAUGAUCCUGAGCAUGAAUUCAUGCGUCGUACAAGAACCUGACAGCCCAAAUGAUAUGUAGGAACGCGCGCAUUUGUGGUUUUACGUGUCGUUUUGUUUUGCGCUGCGGAUUGCGAAGCGGAGCACCCGAAUCUAAUUUACUGUUAUGAUGCUUCGUAAGCCGAGCUGUGUACACAAGAGAAAAAAAAAAAACGGUUGUAGCAGUGGUCAGGUCGCGAUGUGGUCGGGGGGCUAUUGUGCCGUUGCUAUGCUGGCUAUCUCUUGUACAAAGAAAAGAAAAAUGACGGUAGCUUUUUUUCUCGAUGGAAAAAAAGCAUUAAUGUCACGCAAUCGAUGUGCUGUCUACUCGGGUGUUUCGUCAUAACACGCAGAUGGGGAAACGGGAUGAAAAACAUAUACUUGCGGUGUCGAAAAAAUGCGUGUGUAAGUGUGCGUGUCUGCGAACACAAUCACCCGUGUUUGUCUUUGUGGCGGGGUGGGUGGGGGGGGUGUCCUAAAAGGGAUGAUGGAAUACGAGGAGGAUUUUCCAUUGACCCGUCUACGUACUCGUGAAUGUGUCGUACGACCAUUUUCCCAAGCUGUUCGUGUAAAGCUACUCCGGAACUGGAUGUGCUUGUCGAGGAAAGAAUAAAGUAGCUCGGAGUCUCCAUGAAACUUCUCGCCCCCCCCCCCCCCCCCCCGACCCCUUCAUUUUAUCUCGCUUAGCGUAAUUUAUCGAAACUUAUCCAAUGGAAGGUACACUGUGUGUUGUGGAAGCACCGCUGUAGCUGCGAACUCUAUUUGCUGCUACAAACUAUUCGUUCAUUCAAUUGCACAAAGUGUGAGUGGCGUUUAUUAUUAUUAUAGUAAGUACUCUUGUGAAAGACCGAUUGUCCUCUCCUAUGCGUUCGUUGACUCCUGAACAGUGGCCGUUUCUUCUCCGAAUGGCUCAGAGAAACAGGAGGAAACCCGAGGUUAUGGCGAGAUGUGUAAGGUCGCUCGAAAACUCUGAAGUUCUGUUGACGUAUAAUCUGUCUGUAGCGGGAACAUUGAUUAUAAUCGAGUUGAGUUGAAUUAACUUUAUUUGUCCAACGGCUGUUCCUGUGCCCUGGGCUAGGCUGCCAGGGACACAUCGUUCGAGGAACAUCUUCCGAGGUCCUCGGCGAAGGCCCUGGGCCCGCUGGACGGCCUACACCUGGUCUUCGAGGGCCUCGCUGAGAAGGGCGGCUUGCCAUUGCUCAGCAAGGCGCUGAAAACAUUGUCCCUCUUCGGUCGUCCUGCCCGUAAAGCACCGCCGGCUAUAACUGAGCGAUGCAUUGCUUGACGAGGUGCAAGCGAGAUACAUAUGCACAGUUUUCUCGUUUGCUGAUGUGAUGGGGGAACAAAACACACGCACACACAAUCGAGCGAUCCCCGCAAAACUGUUUACGUGAGACGGUGGCGCUUUUCUGUAUUUAUUUCUCGCAUAAUUUUGCAAGCCUGCGGGAUUGAAGGAGUGUAAGUGGCCAGUCAGUCAAUCCGAAAUGUGAUGGUUUCUAAUUCCCUUCGUUAGCUUGUGACACCACGAAUUAUUUAUUCUCCGCACCGCUGACGAUGCCAUUGCUUCUCCCUGCUUAUGCGAGUCACAUGGCGUCUUUGUUAUGUGCAUAUUGUGUGUUGAUUGUGGACUGCGUUGAAUCUCUUCAUUCUUUCUUGUGGGGAAAAGUGGGAGCUCUUGCGAACGCGAGCUGUCUCUUGUACUCUAUUUUUCAUUCGUCUUCACGUUUCCCCGUUUUGCGUAUUCUAAAUGUACUCAGAGAUGACAAACCUAUCGAGAAAAAAAUGUACAUUCUCAGAGCGCGUGCUAUGUAGAUUGAAUGCUAAAUAAAGUUCGGUUCUUCCCAAAGA
Molecule: messenger RNA, 15162 nt
Organism: Rhipicephalus microplus (southern cattle tick)
Lineage: Eukaryota; Metazoa; Arthropoda; Arachnida; Ixodida; Ixodidae
Gene: Nca
Product: neurocalcin homolog
Molecular function (GO): calcium ion binding
Source: RefSeq, a predicted model, not a curated record